Molecule: messenger RNA, 2027 nt
Organism: Cyprinodon variegatus (sheepshead minnow)
Lineage: Eukaryota; Metazoa; Chordata; Actinopteri; Cyprinodontiformes; Cyprinodontidae
Product: interleukin-1 receptor-like 1
Exons: 10
Coding region: 20-1633 (537 amino acids)
Biological process (GO): signal transduction
Molecular function (GO): interleukin-1 receptor activity
Source: RefSeq, a predicted model, not a curated record
GGCAGACUGUUCACUAACAAUGCUGCUGGACACCAUCAGAAUGAUCCUUCUUCUUUUCUUCCUUUUUACUGGUGUUUGUCCAGUGACACCCAGUAAGAUAUAUGUCAAUGUCGGGGAGCUAGUGACACUGAAUUGCGGAGUGUGCAAUUAUGAUGCUACUGUUAUUCUCUGGAAAAAGGAGAAUGACCAGAAGACGCUUCUGUACAGCAACAUGUCAACAUCUGAGCAGCAGAAGCUUGGUUUGAUUUUUUUUCAGACACACCUUGUGAUUCUCAAUGCGUCUGUAAACCACCAAGGGAAUUACUCAUGCAGUCCUUCAAGUGGUGCCAUCAGCCAGAUGUGGUUCAACCUAACAGUAUGCUCAAAACAAUCCCAGGAAUGUAACUUCAGGAACACAUACAGUCAAAUAUGUCCCACAAUAGAAAAAUGUGAACCGAGCUGUGAUGAAAAAAAAAUAAUUGCUGAGGGUAUUCCUGAUAUAACCAGCUAUGAACCCAAAUGGAACAAGGAGAACGUAGAGCAUAGAACAUAUAACAACCUGAGUGAAGAAUUACAGGAAAUUGGAGUCUACCGCUGCACCCUUUCAUUCUUGUAUUUUGGUCAAGUAUACAAUGCCUCCUUCAGAGAAGUACUUUCUGUCCCAGUUGCAGUAAAGAAUCAGCUCACCCUUGGAAUCAAAGUACCAAGGGACGGUCAAGUGUUUGAAGUAGAACUUGGUGCAACAGUGGUGAUUAGUUGUAGAGCUGUCAUAGGUUCCUGUGACGAUUCACUGCUCUGGUUUAGAGAAUACGACUUUGUUGAAACAACUGACGAUAACAAUAAGUUUCGGGUUUUCUACAAUAAUACGUGUGAAGAUAAAUCAGAAAUCCGUCAUAUGAAUGCAUCUUUAGUCUUCAGAGAAGUAUUGGAGGAAGAUCUGCAUACAAAUUUUAGCUGUAAACUUGAAAGUGUUGCAUUCAGCCAGUUUGUCACGAUCACCCUAAAAAAAAAAGUCGGACCCUCAUACUUCAUCCUAACUAUGUGCACAGUCUGCAUCGUGGUGUUGAUCACUGUGACCGUUGUUACAUAUGUGAAGUUUAGAAUCGAUGUCACGCUUUUCCUGAGAGACAAAUUUGGUUUCAAAGGAUGCCAGAGUUACACCUCAGAUGGAAAAAGCUAUGACGCAUUUUUAAUGUGUUACAAAAGCAGCUUUGAUGGAGGACUGAAUGAAGACGACAUAAAAUACCUGAUAAAUACUUUGGAAGAUCAGUUUGGUUACAGUCUCUGUCUUUAUGAUCGAGAUGUUUUACCUGGUCAAGCUGUAGCUGAUGCUGUUUUAGAAUGUGUAGAGCAGAGCCGAGCUGUGAUUCUUGUUCCCAGCUUACCAGAUCCUGAACCAGGAAACAACGUGCUAAGUGCUAUUCAUGCUUUCCUUGUGGAGCAGAAGACUCACUUGAUUUUUAUAAACACGGGGGAGGCAGAGGCGUCCACAUCAGGCUCUUUUCAAGAGGCUUUACAGCUUCUCAGUAAGGAGGGAGAUAGUGUCACCUGGAAAGGGAGGUCAUCCUCCUCUCACUUCUGGAAGCAGCUACGUUAUCACUUAUCAGCCCCACAGCAAGUACCAAAAAUGCAACUUUUACCUCAAGAGUGCUAAAUUGAAACCAGAUUUUAUCUAACCAGUUUAUACUGCAAAUAAUUAAUUCCUACUAAUUGGUGCAAUUUGAAUAUGGUAACAUCAUGCUUAUCUUUUUUCUUCAAAUGAUCUAAUGAAGGACUUGAACUAUAAGAAAAUUAUGUUGGUCAAGCUCAGCAUAAAAUGCUGUCCAGCUUUUAUCAAGUCCACCCCGAUACACAACAUUCUUAUAAAAGCCAUUUAGAUGAGCAAUUUUUUCAAUUGAUUGAAUUAUUUGAUCUAAGCACUGUCACUAUUGGACUAUACAGGGGGGGAAAGCUGUACUGGGGGGAUGCCACAGUCGUUUCUGAUAAAAAAGACUGAACUGGACAGUGGAGCUACCUCAACUUCAUACACAAUAUUUGUAUUGUUUUUU